AUGAUAGGCUGUGUAGUGUACCACUGCCAUCUAGUGGCAGAAGUUAAUAUCAGCUUUACUUACACAGAUAGUUUAUACAGACAGGAAGUGACCUUUGUUCCAGGAAGCUCUUCCACCAUCUUGAGGUCACUCUUUCACUGGGCAGGCAGCAUGUAUCUAUCUCUCCCAUGAGGUUUGGGACAUCAUCACCUGUAAGUGCCUUUCUGCUUAGUUAUUUGUCAUUUAUGCUAGGCUAAUGAUUCCAUGUGUACUGAUAUGUUGUUAUUGUAUUGUAUUGCAGUUUCACAGACUAAAAUAAAGUUGGAGUCCUCUGGUGGACAAUACAAGCAUGGGCUUCUGUUUACUGGAGUCUUUAACAAGUGUUUAGCUGUCCGUUUAGAACCACACAUAGUCAGUGUUUUGAGAGCGGAACAGUGAAAAGGUGAUAGCACAACAAGCCUGGAGAUAGUAGUUGCUGCACAGACAGAAUGAGUCUAAGAUCAGGAAGUCAGUAUAAUGCUGAAGAUCAGCUACCCGGGACACAUCAAGGCAGGGAAAGCACGCCAAGUGUCCAGCAGGAGGAUGUACGCUCACGCUCAUCUAGAUCAGCAAGGUCCAGUCAGAUUUCAUCAGCAAGUGCCCUUUUUGCCAGGGCUCGCGCCAAAGCAGAGGCUGCUCGCGUUCAGCUAGAAUUUGCUGAGAAAGAGGCUGCCAUUAUGAAGGAAAGAUCAGAGAAAGAGGCUGCCAUUAUGAAGGAAAGAUCAGAGAAAGAGGCUGCCAUUAUAAAAGAAAAAACUGAACAGGAAGCAAAGUUGCAUAUUCUUCAACGUCAGUGUGCAGCCGCUGCUGCAGCAGCAGAAGCAGCAGCUUAUGCGGAUAUUGAGCGGUCUGGAAUGGAAUCUAUCCACGAAGGCCCAGAUGUGCCCGAGAAACCGCUUUCCUCUGCAGAACGCACUAGGGCGUAUGUCCAAGAUAUUUCAAGUGGCAGCUCAACAAUACCGUUUCUCAAUCCAAAGUCAGCUGAAUUUAAACCAAAACCAUCAGUACUCCUGAGCGCACGAAAAGAAACCCAUGAGGCUGGCAGUAACAGAGUGAUAAAAGAAGAAUCCUCACCGCAGCAACCCAAACACCAGAGCAUGCAAGACGUCACUAAAUAUCUUAUCCGUAAAGAAAUGGUUAAUACAGGCUUCCUCAAGUUUGAUGACUGCCCAGAAAAUUACUGGGCAUGGAAGGCUUCUUUUCUGAAUGCAGUCAAAGACUUGGACUUAACAGCAGCUGAGACGCUAGACCUGAUGGUAAAGUGGCUUGGGUCUGAGUCUACAGAGCAUGCAAGAAGGAUGCGCAGGAUACACCUAUUUAACCCUUCAGUAGGACUCGAUAUGGCCUGGCAAAGGCUAGAAGAAAGAUAUGGAUCACCAGAGGCAAUUGAAGGUGCUCUGAUGAAAAGACUGGAGUCUUUCCCUAAGCUAAACAGCAAAGACAAUUUAAAACUGCAAGAGCUGGGUGAUAUUCUUUGGGAAGUCCAGUGUGCCAAAGAAGAAGGUUAUUUAAGGGGACUUGCACAUUUAGAUACUGCCAACGGUACUAAGCCUAUAGUGGAGAAACUACCUCACCACCUGCAAGAGAAAUGGGUGAGUGUUGGAGCUAAAUACAAAGAAGAACAUGGUGUCCCCUUCCCCCCUUUCUUUGUGUUUUCUAGGUUUGUACAGCAGCAAGCUAAGAUGAGGUGCGAUCCCAGUUUUUCCUUCAUCACCAGCAGCCAACUGCCUAAGGCAGAAAAGCCACCUAGAUCCUACAAUAGGACUUCAGUGAUCACCCACAAGACAACAGUUCCCUCUGAGGACCCAGGAGAUUCAAGCAGCUACAAGGUAAACACCUUUGAAGGCCCUGACAGACUUUGCCCACUUCAUAAAAAGCCCCAUCCUCUAAACAAGUGCAAAGGGUUCAAAAGUAAACCUAUCAAGGAAAGGUUAGCCUUUCUUAGACAAAACGGCAUAUGCUUCAAGUGUUGUGAAUCCACCAAACACAUAGCUAAAGACUGCAAAAUACAAGCAAAUUGCUCAGAAUGUGGCAGUGACAGACACAUCUCAGCUCUGCACCCCAAUACUUUGCAUCAACCAUUAGAGGUCACUGAAACCCCAAAAGAUGAGGGCAGGGAGCAAAAAGAUAAAUCAGCUAUCCCAGUAAUGUCCAAAUGCACUGAAAUCUGUGGUGACAGUACAAAUCCACGCUCAUGUUCCAAGAUCUGCCUAGCAACAGUGUACCCCACAGGGAAAAGAGAAAAGGCAGUAAAGAUGUAUGUGGUUCUGGAUGAACAAAGUAACAGGUCGCUGGCAAGGUCAGACUUUUUUGAUGCCUUCAACAUUACAUCAAGGGCAGUUCCAUACACCCUAAAGACAUGUGCAGGAGUGAUAGAAACUUCAGGGAGAAGAGCUACUGACUUUACUAUUGAGUCUCUUGACAAGAGGAUCCAUCUCUCACUUCCCACUUUGAUAGAGUGUGAUAUGAUACCAGAUGAUAAAUCAGAGAUCCCUACACCAGAAGUGGCCCUUCAUCAUCCUCAUCUUAAUGCAAUAUCUCACCUUAUUCCAGCUGUCCAGACAGACGUCUCUAUUCUUCUACUUCUUGGAAGAGACAUUCUACAGGUGCAUAAGGUACGCCAACAAAUUAAUGGACCAUUUAAUGCCCCCUAUGCGCAAAGACUUGACUUGGGGUGGGUUAUAGUAGGAGAAGUUUGUUUGGGAGCAGCUCAUCGGCCUGACAGUGUCAACACUUCUAAGACAUCUGUGUUAACAAAUGGACGCACGUCCCUUCUCAGUCCAUGCCAAAACAGCUUUGUUGUUAAAGAAACCCUAAAACCAUACUGUGGCUCUCCUUCCAGUUAUGAUAGGAAUAUUAGUAGUGGUCUGAAGACCGACAAUUUAGGGAACUCAGUGUUCCAGAAGACAAAAGAUGAUGACAAACAAGCAAUGUCCAUAGAUGAUCAAACCUUUCUCCACAUCAUGGAUAAAGAGACUUUCCAAGAUAAGAACAACAAUUGGGUAGCCCCUUUACCUUUUCGCAAACCAAGGUGUUAUUUACCUAGUAACAGAGAGCAAGCCAUGAAGCGCUUAAACACACUACGCAAAACUUUGCAAAGAAAGCCUGAAGUGAAAAAAGACUUUACAGAAUUUAUCAAAAGGAUGCUGGACAAUAAUCAUGCUGAAUUAGCACCAUCACUGGAUAAAGGUAAAGAACACUGGUAUCUGCCAAUGUUUGGCGUUUACCAUCCACACAAGCCAGAUCAAAUAAGAGUUGUGUUCGAUUCCAGUGCUCAACAGGAAGGCAUUUCACUAAACGAUGUACUGCUGAGUGGCCCAGACCUAAAUAACACACUUCUGGGUGUCCUCUUGCGCUUCAGGAAGGAGCCUAUUGCCUUCACAGCUGAUGUGCAACAGAUGUUUUAUUGUUUUCUAGUGAGAGAGGACCAUCGAGACUACCUGCGUUUCCUGUGGUACAAGGAUAACGACAUAGAUAAAGAGGUAACAGAGUACAGAAUGAGAGUACAUGUUUUUGGUAACAGCCCUUCCCCCGCUGUUGCCAUAUAUUGUAUGCGGAAAGCUGCCCAGAAAGGUGCAGAACGUUAUGGUCAAGAUGCCAAGCACUUUGUGAUGAGACAUUUCUAUGUAGAUGACGGACUUGCUUCAGCGAACACACCUGAAGGAGCAGUUAACAUUCUCAACAAAGCAAAACAAAUGCUGGCAGAGUCUAAUCUGCGACUACAUAAGAUUGCCUCUAACAGCAAACAAGUCAUGGAAGCUUUCACCGCAGAAGACAGAGCUAAAGACCUCAAAGACCUUUGCCUGGGAACAGACACCCUUCCAUUGCAGAAAAGUCUAGGCCUAAGCUGGGAUCUAGAUAAAGACUGUUUUGUGUUUCAGGUUUGUUCAGCAGAAAAGCCAUUCACAAGAAGAGGGAUCCUAUCCACUGUUAACAGUCUCUACGACCCUCUCGGGUUUGUGGCACCAGUCACCAUAAAAGGCCUGCAAAAAAGAACUGUACAUCUUUUCAGAUGCAUCUGUUAUAGCAAUAGGUGCCGUUGCUUACUUGAAGGUAAGCGAUGUAGGAAAUGUCUGCCAUGUUGGAUUUGUUAUGGGAAAAUCCAAGCUAAGUCCUAGGCCAGCACACACAAUCCCACGUCUAGAGUUAUGUGCAGCUGUACUAGCGGUUGAACUGUAUGAGCUGGUGAGAGACGAGAUAGACCUAGACCUAGAUGCUGUGAAAUUCUUUACAGACAGUAAAACAGUCCUA
Molecule: messenger RNA, 4269 nt
Organism: Hyla sarda
Lineage: Eukaryota; Metazoa; Chordata; Amphibia; Anura; Hylidae
Exons: 2
Coding region: 468-4136 (1222 amino acids)
Source: RefSeq, a predicted model, not a curated record